AUGCCAAAAACAAGACAAAUAUUCGAGCUAAGAGUUCAGCAGUACACAGCGAGGAGCGAUCCAAGCAGCAACCACAGCAAUAAGCCAAUCCAAGCCAAUAUGAAAUUCCUGAUCAUAGCCGCCGCCUUCUUGGCCUGCGCCUUGGCAGAUGUUUCGGAGCUGGCCCAGCAGGGCUACGAUUAUCCGCAGCCGGCGGCACCAGCACCAGCACCUGCCUACAUACCACCACCGCCACCACCACCACCACCGGCGCCAAAGAACACCUACAUUCCUCCUCCUCCCGCGCCGGCCAAGGCCUACAUCCCACCCCCAGCUGCACCGGCCAAGGCCUACAUCCCACCCCCUCCACCACCACCACCAGCACCCAAGAACACCUACAUUCCCCCACCUGCAGCUCCCGCCAACGCCUACAUUCCACCCGCGCCACCCGCCCCCAUCCAGGCUGAGCAGCCCAUCAUUGAGGAGAUCGAGCAGCCCGCUCAGGAUGGCUACCGCUACAAAACUGUUCGUCGUCGUGUCUUCCGCCACCGCAACUAA
Molecule: messenger RNA, 537 nt
Organism: Drosophila hydei
Lineage: Eukaryota; Metazoa; Arthropoda; Insecta; Diptera; Drosophilidae
Product: leucine-rich repeat extensin-like protein 6
Exons: 3
Coding region: 1-537 (178 amino acids)
Source: RefSeq, a predicted model, not a curated record